This is a messenger RNA of Caenorhabditis elegans, 1479 nucleotides long. RefSeq names its product Receptor L-domain domain-containing protein (gene irld-63). NCBI's taxonomy places the organism in Eukaryota, Metazoa, Nematoda, Chromadorea, Rhabditida, Rhabditidae. The coding region runs from base 1 to 1479 and encodes 492 amino acids. The record is from RefSeq and is marked reviewed. The transcript has 6 exons.
AUGCAGUUUGUUUUUUCGAUUCUCUCGUUUAUUUCACUGGUUUUGGCUGACUAUGACGUGAAUAUUGAGAGGCUGAUGGGAACGUUUGCGUGUCGACCCGAGUGCACAUUCAACCACACUGAGAUCACCUCAACAACCGCCCGAUUCUUCCCCCGAUCGUGCUUCAGAGUCUGUGGAGUAUUGGUGAUCAACGAGAACACCGAUCUGACCUUCGAUCAACUCAAAAAGCUGUUCAACAGAAUGACAGCAUUUUACGGAGGGCUUCAAUUUAAGAAUACGCAAUUCACAAAUUUCUCCAUGUUCUCCGUUGAUGCCGGAUCAAAUGUUUUCGACUUUUCGUGCAAAGCCUACGGUCUAACGGUAGUCAAUAAUUCACAGCUAACAACCUUGGAUUUUCUGGAUACAAUGUUUCUUGUCUUAGACGAGAGAACAGAAGAAUGCCCGUUUUUAUUUGAGAAUAAUGAGAAGUUGGAUCUGACGAAAACUUGUAGAAGGGAGGAUAUCAAAGAUUCGUUCAAGUUGAAGACCAGUGGAAAUCUUGUGGAUUGUGGGUGCCGCGGGGACCUUCUCACUUCUGAUACGCUUUUUGAUCUUCAAAACUGCACAAUUUUGACCAAUCUGAAUAUGACUAAUAUCACUGAUAACUACGCCGAUUUGCAUCAUUUGUCAAGUGUCAGAAGGCUACGAGGAGACAUUGAGAUUCGAAAUACUAAUUUCAAAAAUUUGGCGUUUUUGAAUAGUGUGAGAAAGUUCGAGACAAAAAAUGGCAUGAAACAUGAGAAGCCGGCCGUUAACAUACAAGAUAACCCGCAAAUGACAAGGUUCGGGAUUUCUACAAAAGCGGUGAGUUUGGAGGAUCUUCUGGAAGGCCCAUUCAUUAUUAACUUGGAAAACUUGCACCCAGACUUUUGUCUGACUUUUGAGGAAUUUCUAUUCUUUUUGUACAACAAUAUAUCCUUCAAAAACCUUGACGCAACCUAUUGCGAUAACGAGACCCAAAUCUAUGGGGAACCGAUUUGUGAAUUCAAAACCAUGAGGGAUCUGAAAUAUGGAUGCAGUUAUAUUAUUGGAAAUGUGAUGAUUGGUCCGGGCGAUGAAGAAUUCGUAUAUAAAUUGAAGGAACUUGAAGUUUUAUUCGGGAGCUUGACGAUACGAAAUACUACACUGAAAAAUGCAAACUUUCUAUUUUAUUUGAGUUUCAUUGUGCAUUUGGAAGAAGAUCAUGUGAUGCAAAUUAUGUUAAAUCAGAAUUUAGAAGAUUUGUAUUUUCCUUAUUUGCAGAAUAUUAUUACAAAACACACUUCCCGGACUGCAGUAGUUCACAAAAAUCCAAAACUCGUUGCUAAAAAACGAUUUAUAUAUCCGAUCAGUUAUCAAACUAAUUUAGCGCUUCUUGGUGACUUUUUCGAAAGCUCAACAACAAGGUCGUAUGCUACAACUUGUGUGAUUUUUAUAUUAUUAUUGAAAAUAAACUUUUAG